AUCUAAAGCCCUUCACAGAAGGAGAGACUGUCAUUCAACGAUUAGUGCCUUGAGCUAUCCAACCAACAACAUUUCAAGCCUGCUACCUUUCAACAAAUAACGUUUUAUUUAUUAUUAUUAUUAUUAUUAUUUGUAGUUCAUUUCAGGAGGACCAUAAUUAACGUUUUAUAGCCGAAUACUGAAAACCGAGUGGAUUUUUACUGACCUCAAUCUCAAGAUGUCUAUACUGCCAUUCACUUUCCCGAUUGUGAAGAGGCUUUUAGGCUGGAAAAAGGGCGAACAGAUAAAUGGACAAGAGGAGAAAUGGUGUGAAAAGGCAGUGAAAAGUCUCGUAAAGAAAUUGAAGAAGACAGGACAGCUGGACGAGUUGGAGAAAGCCAUCACGACCCAGAAUAUCAACACCAAAUGCAUUACCAUACCAAGGUCUCUAGAUGGUCGUCUCCAGGUGUCCCAUCGCAAAGGCCUUCCCCAUGUCAUUUACUCUCGUCUGUGGCGUUGGCCAGACCUGCAGUCGCCCCACGAGCUCCGGGCCAUAGAGCUGUGUGAGUUCGCCUUCCACACCAAGAAGGACGAGGUGUGUGUCAACCCCUACCAUUACCAACGCGUCGAGACACCAAUCCUCCCUCCUGUCCUGGUUCCUAGACAUACAGAAAUCCCUACAGAUUGUCCUAUUUUAGACGACUACAGCCAUUCUAUCCCUGAGAACACCAUCUUCCCCGCCGGCAUCGAGCCACAGAGCAACUACAUCCCAGAGACCCCUCCUCCUGGGUAUCUGAGUGAGGAUGGAGAGGCUAGCGACCACCAUCUUAACAACCUGAUGAACACAGGCUCACCUAGUAACCUGUCACCAGAAUCAGCCUCACCAACACACAGCACUAACCUGGACCUACAGCCGGUAACGUACUGUGAGUCAGCGUUCUGGUGCUCUAUGUCCUAUUAUGAGUUGAACCAGCGUGUGGGCGAGACCUUCCAUGCCUCCCAGCCCUCUCUCACUGUCGACGGGUUUACAGACCCCUCCAACUCAGAACGCUUCUGUCUGGGACUACUGUCCAACGUCAACCGCAACGCUGCUGUGGAGCUCACACGCAGACACAUAGGCCGGGGUGUGAGGUUGUACUACAUCGGAGGAGAGGUGUUUGCAGAGUGUCUUAGUGACAGUGCCAUCUUUGUCCAGAGUCCCAACUGUAAUCAACGCUAUGGCUGGCACCCUGCCACUGUCUGCAAGGUCCCUCCAGGCUGUAACCUGAAGAUAUUCAAUAACCAGGAGUUUGCAGCUCUGCUGGCCCAGUCGGUGAACCAGGGCUUUGAGGCCGUCUACCAGCUCACCAGGAUGUGUACCAUACGCAUGAGCUUCGUCAAGGGCUGGGGCACCGAGUACCGGCGACAGACCGUAACCAGCACCCCUUGUUGGAUUGAGCUGCACCUCAAUGGCCCCCUCCAGUGGCUGGAUAAAGUACUGACACAGAUGGGCUCCCCCAGCAUCCACUGUUCUAGUGUCUCCUAAAUACACGCACACAGGUGCGCAGACAGAACAGUCAUUCUGGAAAAGUACCUUUUCUCUCUAACUAACUAACCAGGAAGCUUGAAAAGACAGGCUGAGUGGGCCGGGGAAGCUUAUAUUCAUGAUCUCGCCUUGACUGACAGCUCUUUGAAUGCCGAUUAUCAAGCAACUUGGAUGCAGUGAGCAGUGUUGGGAGUGAAAUCAUCUCAAGCUAAUGUGCUGAUACACAAGGUAACUCAAACAGCAUUGAAAAUGCAUCAAUUAUGUCAACAACAAAAAUUCAUACAUCCACCAUUUGGCAUGUCCCUUGUGAUGCAGUUCCCAGCAGCACUGACGGAUGUGUUGACAUGACAACUGCAUCUGAGUUUUGAACGACCCUUACCCUCCUUUUGUUCCAUGCUGGCUGAAGACCUAGCUAGCCAGUCACUAGCUAACACCAGACAUAAAGACCUAGCUAGCCAGUCACUAGGUAACACCAGACAUAAAGACCUAGCUAGCCAGUCACUAGCUAACACCAGACAUAAAGACCUAGCUAGCCAGUCACUAGCUAACACCAGACAUAAAGACCUAGCUAGCCAGUCACUAGCUAACACCAGACAUAAAGACCUAGCUAGCCAGUCACUAGCUAACACCAGACAUAAAGACCUAGCUAGCCAGUCACUAGGUAACACCAGACAUAAAGACCUAGCUAGCCAGUCACUAGCUAACAACAGACACAGAUGAAAGGGGAAAGUAUAUAUAUAUAUAUAAUAUAUAUAUAAGUAUAUUUGCCAUAAAUUAAUAGGUUAAACAUUGUAUUAUAUAUGCUGACAUCCUACAGUCAAAUUGUGGCACCAGUAGAGUAGCUAUCUAGUUAUAUAAACCACACCCCUCUGCAAACACAUCUUCUCCAAUGUGGUUGUUAUUUAAAUUAGUUACGAGAAUAUCACGUGACCAUUGGUGUAUUAAAAUGAGAGUUAAGGUGAUGUCACCUUAAUAAUGAAUCCAAGUGUUUGACACGUGGGACCAGUGACUUUAGGAUCAAACUUCAUCCGUGUAGAAACAACAGUUACUUUUCAUACUUUGGUCAUUUCAUCCAAAAUAACAUCACAUUUCAUGAAGAACAUGAAUAUUUCUCUCAAAUCUGUGAUUUAAAAAAUAAAUAAAUAUGUGUCUGGA
Molecule: messenger RNA, 2659 nt
Organism: Oncorhynchus tshawytscha (Chinook salmon)
Lineage: Eukaryota; Metazoa; Chordata; Actinopteri; Salmoniformes; Salmonidae
Gene: smad3b
Product: SMAD family member 3b
Exons: 9
Coding region: 218-1504 (428 amino acids)
Biological process (GO): regulation of transcription by RNA polymerase II; anatomical structure morphogenesis; BMP signaling pathway
Cellular component (GO): heteromeric SMAD protein complex
Molecular function (GO): I-SMAD binding; DNA-binding transcription factor activity, RNA polymerase II-specific; RNA polymerase II cis-regulatory region sequence-specific DNA binding
Source: RefSeq, a predicted model, not a curated record